AUGACUAUGAUAAGUCUGGAAAUGCUGGGCCGCGAGGCUCUGCCUUUGGAAGGGAUGUAUCGGCGCGCUCGUCAAGAUGUCUUGACACCGCCGCGCGACAGCCCGGAGUCACAAAACGGCCGGCGGAACGGUAGUAGCGCCGGGAACGUUGCGAGCGUCGCGAGCUUCGACGGGGCUCCUCGCCGCGAGAUGCACCCCCUGGACCAACCGGCCGUGGAGCUUGGCUUGCCGCCGAAUCUGCCUGAAACCCUCUACUCUUCGAUACCAAAGUGCGGAGGCUGCCAGGAAGUGAUUCUGGACAAAUAUGUUCUGGCAGUCCUGGAGAGGUGUUGGCACGCCAGGUGUCUCACGUGCCGUGAUUGCGGCGCCAGGUUGACCGAUAAAUGUUUCUCGAGAAACGGCCACGUUUUCUGCAAGGACGACUUCUUCAAGCGUUUCGGGACGAAAUGCGCGGGCUGCGGCCAGGGACUGGCACCAUCGCAAGUCGUGCGUAAGGCGCAGGAACUCAUCUAUCAUCUGACGUGUUUCUCGUGCGCCCUUUGCUCCCGGCAACUGGACACUGGCGACGAGUUCUAUCUCAUGGAAGACAGGAAGCUCGUUUGCAAGCCGGACUACGAGCAGGCAAGGGCGAAAGAACUGGCAGAGGGAAGCAUAGACGGCGACCAGCCAAAUAAAAGGCCGAGGACCACAAUCACAGCAAAGCAGCUGGAAACAUUAAAAUUAGCGUACAACACCAGCCCUAAGCCAGCGAGGCACGUGCGGGAGCAACUUUCUCAGGACACAGGACUCGACAUGCGUGUCGUUCAAGUCUGGUUUCAAAACAGGAGAGCGAAAGAGAAGAGACUGAAGAAAGACGCCGGCAGAACAAGAUGGUCGCAGUACUUUCGAAGUAUGAAAGGGACGGGGGCUGGUGGGCAUUCACCGAGGCACGAUAAACUUCUUGAUAAGGACGAGCUGAAGGUCGACUUGGACUCCACCUUCGGGCACCACGAUUUGAGCAACGACAGUUAUGGAACGGUGGUGAACAUGGGAUUAGAUGGCGAAGGCGCGAGUCCAGGUGGCGGUGGAAAUGGUGCAGGCGGGGGCCCUCCACGUGGUUACUUAGGCGCAACGACUCCCCCCUAUCUCUCAACGUCCAGAUCACCGUCCUUACCACCUCAGUUCCCGUAUCCGCCGGACGCUGGCCUCUCCGUUUACACCACCCUCGGAGCCGCAGGUGGUAUGGUACCAGGACCGGCGUCGGAUUUGAGCAACGAGUCGAGCGGAGGCGGCGGGGGCGGCGGCGGCGGAGGCGGUGGUGGUGGUUACCCGGACUUUCCACCCUCGCCGGAUUCGUGGCUCGGCGAACCGCCACCUCCGCACGCUCACCACCAUUCCCACUACGGCACAUAACCCGGCAAA
Frieseomelitta varia is the source of this 1401-nucleotide messenger RNA. It is a transcript of the gene Lim3, whose product is annotated as LIM/homeobox protein Lhx3. Gene Ontology annotation, biological process: neuron differentiation; regulation of transcription by RNA polymerase II. The record is from RefSeq and is a predicted model, not a curated record. The transcript is spliced from 7 exons. Gene Ontology annotation, cellular component: nucleus. Lineage: Eukaryota; Metazoa; Arthropoda; Insecta; Hymenoptera; Apidae. Gene Ontology annotation, molecular function: DNA-binding transcription factor activity, RNA polymerase II-specific; RNA polymerase II transcription regulatory region sequence-specific DNA binding. The coding region runs from base 1 to 1392 and encodes 463 amino acids.